Molecule: messenger RNA, 605 nt
Organism: Amyelois transitella
Lineage: Eukaryota; Metazoa; Arthropoda; Insecta; Lepidoptera; Pyralidae
Product: c-Myc-binding protein
Exons: 2
Coding region: 134-397 (87 amino acids)
Biological process (GO): regulation of DNA-templated transcription
Cellular component (GO): nucleus
Molecular function (GO): transcription coactivator activity
Source: RefSeq, a predicted model, not a curated record
CUCAGCUGUCAUGCCAAAAAAUAUCGAACGAUCGAGCGAAGCCAGCCUUCUGUUUUUGUAUUUUCUUUCCAAUUCCAAGCUUUCGACGCUUUAUCGAAAUAAUAUUCGUAAAUAACAGAAAAAAAUAAGAAUAAUGUCUUCAUACAAGCCAAUUGACUCUAAAAGGGAAGAGUUUCGGCGCUAUUUAGAGAGAGCCGGAGUAAUGGAUGCAUUGACUAAAGUGCUCGUUAGCUUGUACGAAGAACCAGAUAAACCAGAAGACGCCUUGGAGUACGUUCGCAAGCAUUUAGGUACUGAUGGCGGUGAUGAUGAACUUGAAGCCGCGAGAGCCCGUAUUGCAGAAUUAGAGGCUGAAAAUGCUUUGCUGAAAGGAGAAGCGGCCCCAACGGAAGGAUAGAUUAACUUUUCUUGUGAAUAGUUAUAAUGAUACAUGUUCAAUUAAUAUAAUAAUGAUCUCAUUAAUGUAUGAUCUCAGAUAGAACUAUCCUUGUUAAUGCUGGAAAAUGAUCUAACAUUUUGUUAUAGAUACUGUGAGAGUAUUAUUUUUGUUAUGAUUUAAGUAUAUUUUAUGUUAGAAAAGCAAGAAAGAUUAAAUUUUCGUUUCA